Molecule: messenger RNA, 679 nt
Organism: Saccostrea cuccullata (small rock oyster)
Lineage: Eukaryota; Metazoa; Mollusca; Bivalvia; Ostreida; Ostreidae
Product: prolyl-tRNA synthetase associated domain-containing protein 1-like
Exons: 3
Coding region: 143-652 (169 amino acids)
Molecular function (GO): aminoacyl-tRNA deacylase activity
Source: RefSeq, a predicted model, not a curated record
CCUGCCGAUCACAUCAAGGUUAUUGUACUAUUCAAAACCCAACCCGUACCACAAUCCGGAUUAAGUCCACAUGCAGCACGUAAUCCGUUUGUUUAUACACCGUGUAGUGUAUUGUUAAAGGACACAGACAUAAAUUUACCAAAUGUCCUCUACAAAAAUCGGCAAAGAAGACUUGCUGGGAAAGCUAGCCGAGUGGAAUAUUCAGACAGAGACCAUAGAACACCCACAGGUGUUCACAGUAGAACAAGCGUUACCACACCUUGAAAACAAAGAUGGCAAAUUUGCCAAAAAUUUAUUUCUCAAAGACAAGAAGAAGAGGCUUUACUUGUUCUGUGCUCCACAUGAUGCCGAGGUAAAACUGAAUGACCUGGCUAAAAUGGUUGGGGCAAGUGGAGGGUUGAGAUUUGCGGACUCCAGUGUAUUAGAGGAAAAACUUGGAAUUCUAGAAGGAUCCGUCACAGUAUUUGGGAUAAUUAAUGACACGGAAGACGAGGUCAAGCUUGUGUUGGACCAGCGUCUUCUAGAUCAAACCUACCCUAAGGUGUGGUUCCAUCCAAUGGUCAACAGUGCUACGACCAGCAUCACACCUAGUGACCUUAAAACCUUCAUUGACAAAACCAAUCAUGAACCUCUUGUUAUAAAUUUGAGCUGAUAUUAAGUAAAUUGAUUCUUAAACCAA